Molecule: messenger RNA, 885 nt
Organism: Candidozyma haemuli
Lineage: Eukaryota; Fungi; Ascomycota; Pichiomycetes; Serinales; Metschnikowiaceae
Exons: 2
Coding region: 1-885 (294 amino acids)
Biological process (GO): basic amino acid transmembrane export from vacuole
Cellular component (GO): fungal-type vacuole membrane
Source: RefSeq, a predicted model, not a curated record
AUGCUUCACUAUCUUCAGUUGGCACCUCUUGCCGACACGGCCGCCUCGUGGCGGACCAAUGUUUCUGGUAUUAUGGGCUCCACAUCUCUCGCAUGUUGGAUCGUCUUGCUUAUGCCUCAGCUCAUUGAGCAGUGGAGGAUGAAGUCUGCUGAAGGUAUCGCUAUUGGCUUCAUUACUAUCUGGUUUUUGGGUGAUUUGCUCAACUUGAUUGGCGCCUUGUGGGCUGGCUUGCUUCCUGAGGUUAUCUUCUUGGCCGUAUGGUUCUGUAUUGCCGACUUCUUGAUGAUCGCUUCUUACUUCUACUACACUACUGUUUACCCUAAACACCACAAGAGAGCUAGAAGCACUGCUAGUCGUGGUAGCCGUGGCAGCCGUGGCAGUCAUGGAUCUCAGGAAGGUGCUCCUUUGUUGAGAAGAAGAUCUUCUACCUUGACUGACAUCGCGAUGGAACCUGAGUACCAUAGUAUUGUUACCAGGUACAUUUUGCCAAUCCUCUUUGUCGUUGCCGCUGGUGUGUUGGGCUUCUUGUUUUCUGAUUCUGCCGCUGAUGACAACAAGGGUUCUGAUAAGAUUGACGCUGGUCCUCAGAUAGUCGGUUACUUGUCUGCUAUCUUAUACUUGGGAGCCAGAAUCCCUCAGAUCCUUCAAAACCACAGAAGACGCUCUGUGGAGGGCUUGAGUUUGCUCUUCUUCUUGUUCUCCACUUUGGGUAACCUCACCUAUGCUGGCCAGAUCUUGUUCUAUAGAUCGGACUCUCAAUACAUUGUAUUGAACAUGAGUUGGUUGUUGGGCUCCUUGGGAACCAUCCUUGAAGAUUGCGUUAUUUUCUUGCAAUUCUACUUAUAUAAGGGCCACCACCAGCAUCAGGAGGCCAUUGCUUCAUAA